GGAAGACUCAUGGCCCUCAUUCUGCCAACCAGAGAAGGUCUGCAGCGAUCAUAUUACAGGAAGCUCUACAAAGCUCCCUCCCACCAGCAAACGCUCGGCUGACUCAGAGACAGACUCGGGGCUGCUCCUCGCACUUCACAGGAAACGCAGACAUCUUUCAGAUUCAACACAAUGCCUGGAAACCUCAUAAAAAAUCCUAAUGGAGACGAGGAUCUGGGACACUGGGAGCUGACAGAGAAUGGAGGCGAUCAGUGGAGGACAGAGGACAUGCCUGGGGACUGUGGACACGCUUUCAACGAAGAAUCAAUUACUAAAUACUUCAGCACGUCUUUUGAGCCAUGUAUAAAAAGACAAGUGAUUGACCUGCUGGCAGAGGGUUACGACCCUGAAAACUUAGAUAUCGCACAGCCAGCGGUAUAUGUGGAGGACUGGUACUGUAGCCGAACAGACUGCGGAUGUAUCUAUAAGCUCACUGUGUCUCUGCUUGAUGAAAGCCUAGAUGUCAUGCAAGAAUUUAAGCCAGAAGAAGUGAUUCUUAACCCCGACUGUGACGACUGCUCUUGGAAAAAGGUGAGCCACACAUUCACGGAUUACGGUCCAGGCCUUCGCUUCAUCUCGUUUGAACAUGGCGGUCAAGACACCAACUAUUGGCAGGGCUGGUUUGGAGUGAGAGUGACUGGAAGCUUUGUUACAGUAGAUCUCUAAACACCAAUUACUCAAACUUAUGAUUGGUUAUAAGACCAGGUAUAUUAUUUCAGAGCUCGCUUUAGUUUUGCACAUACGGCACUAGGUGUAACUAAUAUAUAGCUGAAGAUAUACAUUUAAUGCUAGGCCUUAAAAAGAGCAUCAGAUUAUAAUUUAUUUUUUAUUUUUUUUAUCUUGGUUCCUAUUUCUGUGUAAGCACUAACUACCUCUAUAUGCCCCUGCAAACUAUGCAUUGAGUUAUUUUACAUUAACAACGCACUUUUAAAGAUGUCUAUGUGCAGUAGAUCUUCAAUUAUCAUGAUCAUAAUCAACUCAACUAUCAAUGAUAGUUCUGUAUCAUGCACACUCAAAAAUAAAAAGGAGUGACAAAACA
Messenger RNA from Puntigrus tetrazona (Sumatra barb), 1078 nucleotides. It is a transcript of the gene fbxo2, whose product is annotated as F-box protein 2. The record is from RefSeq and is a predicted model, not a curated record. Bases 172 to 705 code for a protein of 177 amino acids. Gene Ontology annotation, cellular component: cytoplasm; SCF ubiquitin ligase complex. Gene Ontology annotation, biological process: SCF-dependent proteasomal ubiquitin-dependent protein catabolic process; glycoprotein catabolic process. Gene Ontology annotation, molecular function: ubiquitin protein ligase activity. Lineage: Eukaryota; Metazoa; Chordata; Actinopteri; Cypriniformes; Cyprinidae. The transcript has 6 exons.